This is a messenger RNA of Lepus europaeus (European hare), 2384 nucleotides long. RefSeq names its product zinc finger protein 775 (gene ZNF775). The record is from RefSeq and is a predicted model, not a curated record. The transcript is spliced from 3 exons. The coding region runs from base 114 to 1850 and encodes 578 amino acids. NCBI's taxonomy places the organism in Eukaryota, Metazoa, Chordata, Mammalia, Lagomorpha, Leporidae.
CCCCGACUGGCCAGGGCCGGCGCCCGGUGCCCAAGUCGCCCCCGGGGUGGCAGUUCCCGUUAACCUUAGCCACAAAGUCAAAGAAAUUAUGUUGACUUUUAUCAUGGGAUUUUAUGAAGUUUUCCACUCUUUUUUUAAAAAAAAGAUUUAUUUUAUUUUAUUUGAAAGGAAGUUUUACAGAGAGGCAGAGGCAGAGACAGAGACAGAGAAAGAUCUUCCAUCAGCUGGUUCACUCUCCAAAUGGCCUCAACGGUUGGAACUGCACUGAUCUGAAGCCAGAUGAUGGGCUGGUGAUGAAGAUGAAGCAAGAGAAGCCCGAGUGGCUGCUGCAGACGCUGGCGCCGCAGGCGGAACUCUCCGAGAAGGACAAGGAAAACAUUUUCCACCAGCGUCCGAGCCUCUCGCCAUGCCAGACCACGGGGAAGCCUAGAGCCUUGAGGGAGCAGGAGGAGACUGGUGGUCCACGGUGGGCCCCUCCCACUGAGCAGGAUGGGGGGCUGGCAGGCCGGGCUCCUGGUGCUGCUCCCGGCCCCCUGACCCCCGCGCUUUCUGCCGGCGAGGGUCACUUUGUGUGCCUGGACUGCGGGAAGAGGUUCAGCUGGUGGUCGUCCCUUAAGAUUCACCAGCGCACCCACACCGGGGAGAAGCCCUACCUCUGCGGCAAGUGUGGCAAGAGCUUCAGCCAGAAGCCGAACCUGGCGCGCCAUCAGCGGCACCACACCGGCGAGCGGCCCUUCUGCUGCCCCGAGUGCGCCAGGCGCUUCAGCCAGAAGCAGCACUUGCUCAAGCACCAGAAGACCCACUCUCGGCCCGCCAUCCACUCGUGCCCCGAGUGCGAGCGCUGCUUCCGCCACCAGGUGGGCCUCCGCAUCCACCAGCGCGCGCAUGCCCGGGACCGCCAGGGCGCGCGCACCAGUCUGCACGAGCUGCUCCGGGAUUCAGCGGCGCGCCGGGCCAGUCGCCUGCGCCCAGGGCCACCGCGGGGACGCCCCGAGUGGGCCUGGCUGGGGCUGUGCCAGGGUUGGUGGGGCCGUCCGGGGACACGGACUGCAGGCCCCGGCCCCUCGGGUCCCGGCGAGCAGCGCCAGUUCAUCUGCAACGAGUGCGGCAAGAGCUUCACUUGGUGGUCGUCGCUGAACAUCCAUCAGCGCAUCCACACGGGCGAGCGGCCCUACGCGUGCCCGGAGUGCGGCCGCCGCUUCACCCAGAAGCCCAACCUGACGCGGCACCUGCGCAACCACACGGGCGAGCGGCCGCACCCGUGCCUGCACUGUGGGCGCAGCUUCCGUCAGAAGCAGCACCUGCUGAAGCACCAGCGCACGCACCUGCCGGGCGCCCAGGCCGCGCCGUGUCCCAGCUGCGGGAAGAGCUACCCCAGCCGCGCAGCACUGCGCGCCCACCUGCGUGCUCACUCCGCCGCCGCCGCCGAGCUGCCGUGCCCCGUGCCCGCUGUGACAGGUGCAGAGCCGAGCUGCGAGCCCAAGGCUGAGGAUCUCCUGGGCGUGGCCGCGCAGCCGCGCAGUGCUCAGCGGCCCCAUGGGGUGGAGGGCGGGCUGUGGGGCCGAGGGGCUGGUGAGCCGCGCCAGUUCAUCUGCAACGAGUGUGGCAAGAGCUUCUCAUGGUGGUCGGCGCUCACCAUCCACCAGCGCAUCCACACGGGCGAGCGGCCGUACCCGUGCCCGGAGUGCGGCCGCCGUUUCAGCCAGAAGCCCAACCUGACGAGACACCGGCGCAACCACACGGGCGAGCGGCCGUACCUUUGCACUGCCUGUGGCCGUGGCUUUAGUCAGAAGCAGCACCUACUGAAGCACCAGCGCGUUCACCGCGGAGCCAAGGAGGAGGCUCUGUAGGGCACCUGGUCCUGGGCAGCCCCGUGGUGGUGGUGGGGAUAUUUACAGGGGUGCGCGUGGGAAGUGAGGAUGGCGGGGAAUGUUAGGCCCUCGCAGGUGAGACCCCAUCAAAAAGUGGUUUCCUUGGGACUCAAGCACUCAGAACUCCAGCACCAUCCCAAGGGGUGCCAGGAAAAGAUCCCAGGAGGUGCUGAGGGCCAAGGGAGGAGGUAAAAACCAGCGGUCUUCACCCUGGGCCUGGAUGUAUCCAUGAUGGGCUAGGGUUGCCCGGCUAGCCUCUUAAGGUGGCUCAGAGUAAGGAAGUUGCUGGCACUCUAGAGGGACUCGUGGAUGAAGUGGCCCAAGUGUGGACCAGUGCAGCAUCAGCCAGUCACACUUGGCCUGCAGGAUGGCCAGGGGGCUGUUCCCUGGGAGAGUCCAAGGAGACUGAUUCCAAGAGUGGAAGUGGAGACUGUGGCUAGCAAGGGGCAAUGACAUCUCCAGCAUCAAGGACAGUGCCAGCACUUCAUGGCCAUUCAAUAAAAUAUUUUUGGA